Messenger RNA from Raphanus sativus (radish), 915 nucleotides. Its product is annotated as mitogen-activated protein kinase kinase kinase 20-like. The coding region runs from base 1 to 915 and encodes 304 amino acids. Gene Ontology annotation, molecular function: protein kinase activity; ATP binding. The transcript has a single exon. The record is from RefSeq and is a predicted model, not a curated record. Gene Ontology annotation, biological process: protein phosphorylation. NCBI's taxonomy places the organism in Eukaryota, Viridiplantae, Streptophyta, Magnoliopsida, Brassicales, Brassicaceae.
AUGACUAGAGACGACAGAGAAGUUGUUGACGAAUUGUCUACGCUGGAGUUUGUCUCUUUUCUUGGCCAAGGUGGUUUUGGCUCCGUCGCCCUCAUGAGAGAUUCCAAAUCAACGUUAUACGCAGAGAAGUCAUCUCCCAUAUAUUACAUAAACAAUCUCGAGAAAGAACAUAGGAUCAUGCUUCGUUUUCGUAACCAUCCACGCAUAGUCCAAACCACAAGCCCUAGUCUUCACGUAGACAUCAAUCUCCAACGUUGUUGCAUCUACAUGGAGUUUGCCUCCAAAGGCACUCUCCACAACAUGAUCUCCAGCUUUCGAAGCCAACCAAUGCCCGAGGUUAUGGUCGGACGUGCUGCUCUUAUGAUCUUACAAGGACUCGAAGCUCUUCACUCCCGCGGCUACGCUCAUUGUGAUCUCAAGCCAGCCAACGUUCUCAUCUUCCCUUCCAAGAGUGUCGGACAGCCGUGGGAUCUCAAGCUUGGUGAUUUCGGUUUAUCCAGGGAGCCUUGUUCGGAUCCUUGGUCCUUAUCCGGUGGUACGAAGCAGUACAUGCCUCCUGAAGCUGUUGGAACCAAUGGAGCGAUGAUGAUGAUGGGACCGGGUGUUGAUGUGUGGUCUCUAGGAUGUGUUGUUCUUGAGAUGUUUGGUGGCCGUCCAGAGAAGAUGGGAGAUAUUUACGCAUGGAGACUUCCUCAGCUUGUGUCUCCCAUGGCCAGCGAUUUCUUGAGGAGGUGCAUGGAGUGUCAACCCUCACGCAGAGCCACCGCAGGGGAUCUACUGAAACAUCCUUUUGUUGCGCCGGAAACAGUCAUGAGGAGAGUCAUUCCUCCACCUGCCUUAAGGGACAAUGCUAUGAAAGGAGUGCCGAGGAUGAUGAAGAUGGCUACAAUUCCUGGAGAUUUGAUCGGUUGUUAA